Molecule: messenger RNA, 1468 nt
Organism: Rubroshorea leprosula
Lineage: Eukaryota; Viridiplantae; Streptophyta; Magnoliopsida; Malvales; Dipterocarpaceae
Source: the annotation of a GenBank genome assembly
GUUUAUCUCUCUUGUGAUGAGUUGCAUCUCUUCCUCCUCUUUCUCAAUUCUUGUUAAUGGCGAUAAGACAAAGGCUUUUCUUCCUUCUAGAGGCCUUCGACAAGACUAGUGAUAUUGGCAAGUAUUUGGGUAUCCCUAUUUCUGCUAAGAGGCAUUCCAAGGCUGAUUGCCAAUUCAUUUUGGAGAAAAUCCGUUCGAAACUUAUUGGCUGGAAAACCCAGUUUCCCUCUAUGGCUGGUAGAGCCACUCUUAUAUCUUCUGUAUUAGCCUCUAUUCCUAACUUCUAUAUGCAAACCAUGUGGCUUCCUUCUUCUGUUCAUAAGGAAAUUGAUAGAAUUUCCAAUAAUUUCCUUUGGGGAUCUACUGACAACCAACGUAAAAUCCACUCUAUAGGCUGGGAUACUGUUUGUCUGCCUAAAAGUAAAGGAGGCCUUGGUUUUCGUAGUGCAAGGAAUGCCAACAUUGUUGCCAUGAGCAAGCUCAAUUGGAGGCUCCAUACAGAGGAAGACAAAGCGUGGAGGGAGGUCUUAGUUAGGAAAUAUAACAUUAAUAACUUCUCUUUUGCCCCCUCUUCAUCUGCUUCUCAUGCCAUUAAGUGUAUCUCUAAAGGCACUGAGUUGUUUAAGUCUGAAAUCAAGUAUAUUGCUCGCAAUAGCCAUUCCAUUUCCUUUUGGUUUGAUCAUUGGGUUGGUGCUACACCUUUGAGGUCUAUUUUGUUUGGUCUACUCAUUGAAAAUGCGGAGUCUAUUCUUCUCUCUGACGCCCUCAGUAAUGGUGCCUUCAACAUGGAUGCUAUUAGUUACACCUUGCCUAGUGACUUGGUCAAGGACAUCUUGGCUAUUCCUCUAUCGAAUCUUCCUUUUGUUGUUGAUGGGUUGAUUGGUUGGGACCCUCCUCCACCAGGAUGGCUCAAACUUAACACUAAUGGAUCUACUGUUGGUAAUCCCAAUAAUGCUAGUUGUGGAGGCCUUUUCAAGGAUUAUCCAGGGCAUUGGGUUAUUAGUUUCACAAGCAAUAUUGGCCUUACUACUGCACUCGUUGUAGAAUUAUAUGCCAUUAGGGAUGGUCUCAAUAUUGUUGUUUCUCAUCACUUCCACUCUGUUAUUGUUGAAAUUGAUUGUCAGGUUGCUUAUCUUCUUUUGACUAUUACUGUCAACAAGCUCCACCCUUGUAGCACUCUUAUUUUGAAUUGUAGGGCCCUUUUGCACAUUAUCCCCCAAGUUCAAGUGAAGGAUGUGCUGAGAGAGGCUAACAUAGCUGCAGAUGCUCUUGCGAAAAAGAGGGUUUUUGCCCCCCAUGGCUUAAGAAUUUUGAAUGUUUUUCCACCAACGGUGCAUCUCUUGUGUAUUGCGAAUUAUGUAGGAGUUAGUUACUCUAGACCUUAAGUUUUUUAUCUAUGCCUUAUUUAUCAAAAAAAAAAAACUAUUAUAUUUAGUCACAAGUUUUAUUAUAAAUAGUGUUUAUUAUU